CCCCCAGCGACGGCCGCAGCCCCGACGCAGCCAGGACGAUGAUGGACUGGAAGAUCGUGCUCCUGGCCCUGCUGAGCGCCCCGACGGCCCCGGGGGCCCCGCCAGCCCCGACCAAGGCCCCGACAAGCGGGGUGUGGGUGCGGUGCGCGUGCUCGCCCAACGCCCCGCGCUUCCAGCUGUACCGCGGCCCCGCGCAGCUCGACUUCUGCCUCCGGGGCCUCUACUGCGACUGCGCGAGGGGCCUCCACGACGCCUGCGGCUCGCCGAGGCGGCUGCGGGAGGGCGCGGAGGCCGAGGAGGACGACGACGGCCUGCCGAGCGCCGAAUGGUUCGACGAGGGCAUGCAGCAGUGCAGCCCCACGUUCGACUGCCACGCUUUCUUCGACAAGCGAGGGCCGCGGGCGGCGACGGUGCCGCCGGUGCCGUCCUUCAGCAUCGUGUCGGCCAUGACCCCCGCGAGCCUCGUUAACGACACGUCCGUCGAAACGACACUCGAAACGUCCCCGGAGGACACCACCCCGACGGACUCGACGACGGACGGAACGCCGGGGACCGCCGAACCGUCACCGCCGACGUCCUCGACACCUAGCACGGCGACGUCUGCGACCACAGAGGCCCCGGCGACACCCACGGCGACUCCAAGACCGACGACUUCGACUUAUCCAGCAUCCAUCACGGGGAAACCCAACACACCGCCGGGCGCCAACACGGACCCCACGACCGCCACAACGGACCCCACCGCCACGGACCCCACCGCCACGGACCCCACGGCAACCACCCCGCAAGGCAAAGGGGGGUCUGCCUCCACGCCGCCAGUGGCGCUGCCUCUCCUCGUGCUCGUGGCGGGCCUCAUGUUGUAGUCGCCCUGGGCGUA
Thrips palmi is the source of this 874-nucleotide messenger RNA. Its product is annotated as leucine-rich repeat extensin-like protein 5. The coding region runs from base 39 to 860 and encodes 273 amino acids. The record is from RefSeq and is a predicted model, not a curated record. Lineage: Eukaryota; Metazoa; Arthropoda; Insecta; Thysanoptera; Thripidae. The transcript has 2 exons.